This is a messenger RNA of Cebus imitator (Panamanian white-faced capuchin), 10823 nucleotides long. RefSeq names its product neuron navigator 2 (gene NAV2). The record is from RefSeq and is a predicted model, not a curated record. NCBI's taxonomy places the organism in Eukaryota, Metazoa, Chordata, Mammalia, Primates, Cebidae. Bases 23 to 7486 code for a protein of 2487 amino acids. Gene Ontology annotation, biological process: neurogenesis; nervous system development. The transcript is spliced from 42 exons. Gene Ontology annotation, molecular function: protein binding; ATP hydrolysis activity; ATP binding.
AAAGCCCAAGCCCCGGGAGAAGAUGCCGGCCAUCCUGGUCGCCUCCAAAAUGAAGUCGGGACUGCCCAAACCCGUGCACAGCGCCGCGCCCAUCCUGCACGUGCCCCCGGCCCGGGCCGGCCCCCAGCCCUGCUACCUCAAGUUGGGAAGCAAGGUGGAGGUGAGCAAGACCACCUAUCCUAGCCAGAUCCCCCUGAAAUCGCAGGUGCUGCAGGGGCUGCAGGAACCAGCGGGGGAGGGGCUCCCUCUUCGGAAGAGCGGCUCGGUGGAAAACGGGUUCGAUACCCAGAUCUACACAGAUUGGGCCAAUCAUUAUCUAGCCAAAUCCGGCCACAAGCGUCUCAUCAAGGAUCUCCAGCAAGAUGUAACAGAUGGCGUCCUCCUGGCCCAGAUUAUCCAGGUUGUGGCAAAUGAAAAGAUUGAAGACAUCAAUGGCUGUCCAAAGAACAGAUCACAAAUGAUUGAAAACAUAGAUGCCUGCUUGAAUUUCCUGGCAGCUAAGGGGAUAAACAUCCAGGGGCUGUCUGCAGAAGAGAUCAGGAAUGGAAACCUCAAGGCCAUUCUAGGCCUCUUCUUCAGCCUCUCCCGAUACAAGCAGCAGCAGCAGCAGCCCCAGAAGCAGCACCUCUCCUCACCUCUGCCGCCCGCUGUGUCCCACGUGGCCGGGGCCCCCUCCCAGUGCCAGGCUGGCACUCCUCAGCAGCAGGUGCCAGCCGCUCCCCAAGCCCCGUGCCAGCCUCACCAGCCCGGGCCACAUCAGCAGUCAAAAGCACAAGCUGAAAUGCAGUCCAGUGCAUCAUCCAAGGACUCAUCUCAAAGCAAAAUCAUCCGCUUCACUCUGGGCCAGAAAAAGAUAUCUAGACUUCCAGGUCCUACCGCGAGAGUAUCCGCUGCAGGCAGCGAGGCCAAAACACGCGGAGGGUCAGCUACUGCUAACAACCGGCGCAGCCAGAGCUUUAACAACUAUGACAAGUCCAAACCGGUCACCUCCCCACCCCCACCACCAAGCAGCCACGAGAAAGAGCCAUUGGCAAGCUCAGCCUCCUCCCACCCCGGAAUGAGCGACAAUGCACCUGCUUCCUUGGAGAGCAGCAGCAGCUCCACCCCUACUAAUUGUAGCACCUCCUCGGCCAUCCCGCAGCCUAGCGCAGCCACCAAGCCUUGGCGCAGCAAAUCCCUCAGCGUGAAGCACAGUGCCACGGUAUCCAUGCUCUCCAUUAAGCCCCCUGGGCCUGAGGCCCCCAGGCCCACACCUGAAGCCAUGAAGCCGGCCCCCAACAAUCAGAAGUCCAUGCUGGAAAAGCUGAAACUUUUCAACAGUAAAGGGGGCUCAAAGGCAGGUGAGGGCCCGGGGUCCCGGGACACAAGCUGUGAGCGGCUGGAGACUCUGCCCAGUUUCGAAGAGAGUGAGGAGCUGGAGGCCGCUGGUCGCAUGCUCACCACCAUGGGCCCUGCUUCCAGCAGCCCCAAGAUUGCACUCAAGGGCAUUGCCCAGAGGACUUUUAGCCGGGCGCUGACCAACAAGAAGAGUUCUCCGAAAGGCAAUGAGAAAGAGAAGGAGAAACAACAGCGGGAGAAGGAUAAGGAGAAAAGCAAGGACCUUGCCAAGAGAGCCUCUGUGACGGAGAGGCUGGACCUCAAGGAAGAGCCAAAAGAAGAUCCCAGUGGAGCAGCCAUGCCCGAGAUGCCAAAAAAGUCCUCCAAGAUCGCCAGCUUCAUCCCCAAAGGGGGUAAGCUCAACAGUGCCAAGAAGGAGUCCAUGGCCCCUUCCCACAGUGGAAUACCAAAACCAGGAAUGAAGAGCAUGCCUGGGAAAUCCCCAAGUGCCCCAACACCUUCCAGGGAAGGGGAGCGGAGCCGGAGUGGGAAGCCGAGCUCAGGGCUCCCCCAGCAGAAGCCCCAGCUGGACGGCAGACACUCCAGUUCCUCUUCCAGCCUGGCAUCCUCAGAAGGAAAAGGCCCAGGAGGGACCACCCUGAACCACAGCAUCAGCAGCCAGACCGUCAGUGGGUCCAUCGGGACCACCCAGACCACAGGAAGCAAUACCGUCAGUGUUCAGCUACCUCAGCCCCAGCAGCAAUACAACCAUCCCAACACUGCCACGGUCGCACCUUUCCUGUACAGGUCUCAGACAGACACCGAAGGGAAUGUUACUGCCGAGUCAAGCUCAACAGGUGUGAGCAUGGAGCCCAGCCACUUCACCAAGACUGGACAGCCUGCUCUGGAAGAACUCACUGGGGAAGAUCCUGAGGCUCGGCGGCUGCGGACGGUGAAGAACAUCGCUGAUCUGCGGCAGAAUUUGGAGGAAACCAUGUCCAGUUUAAGGGGAACUCAGGUUACACACAGCACAUUGGAAACCACGUUUGACACCAAUGUCACCACCGAGAUGAGUGGCCGUAGCAUACUCAGCUUGACAGCGAGGCCCACGCCCCUGUCCUGGAGACUGGGCCAGUCCAGCCCUCGGCUCCAAGCAGGAGAUGCCCCCUCGAUGGGCAAUGGGUACCCCCCUCGAGCCAAUGCCAGCCGGUUCAUCAACACUGAAUCAGGUCGCUAUGUGUACUCUGCCCCUCUGAGAAGGCAGCUGGCCUCCCGGGGCAGCAGCGUCUGCCACGUGGACGUCUCAGACAAGGCAGGAGAUGAGAUGGACCUGGAAGGCAUCAGCAUGGACGCCCCCGGCUACAUGAGCGAUGGAGACGUUCUGAGCAAGAACAUCCGGACCGAUGACAUUACAAGCGGAUACAUGACUGAUGGUGGACUUGGCCUCUACACCCGUCGCCUGAACCGGCUCCCUGAUGGGAUGGCUGUGGUACGGGAGACCCUGCAACGAAAUACCUCCCUGGGCCUUGGAGACGCUGACAGCUGGGACGACAGCAGCUCCGUCAGCAGUGGCAUCAGUGACACCAUAGACAACCUCAGCACUGAUGACAUCAACACCAGCUCCUCCAUCAGCUCCUAUGCCAACACACCCGCCUCCUCUCGAAAAAACCUGGAUGUGCAGACUGACGCUGAGAAGCACUCACAGGUGGAGAGGAAUUCCCUGUGGUCUGGUGAUGAUGUCAAGAAAUCAGACGGAGGCUCAGACAGCGGCAUAAAAAUGGAGCCAGGUUCCAAGUGGAGGCGGAAUCCUUCUGAUGUGUCUGACGAGUCCGACAAAAGCACGUCGGGCAAGAAGAAUCCCGUCAUCUCCCAGACAGGCUCAUGGCGGCGAGGCAUGACAGCUCAGGUGGGCAUCACCAUGCCAAGGACGAAGCCGUCAGCCCCAGCAGGUGCACUGAAGACCCCAGGAACUGGAAAAACAGAUGAUGCAAAGGUGUCUGAGAAAGGAAGGCUUUCUCCAAAAGCCUCCCAGGUGAAGCGCUCCCCAUCAGAUGCAGGCCGGAGCAGUGGUGAUGAGUCCAAAAAGCCCCUCCCCAGCAGCUCUAGGACACCCACUGCCAAUGCCAACAGCUUUGGGUUCAAGAAGCAGAGUGGUUCCGCCGGUCUGGCUAUGAUCACAGCCAGCGGGGCCACUGUUACCAGCAGGUCAGCCACACUGGGCAAAAUCCCAAAGUCGUCAGCACUCGUCAGUAGGUCUGCUGGUCGGAAGUCAAGCAUGGACGGGGUUCAGAAUCAGGACGACGGGUAUCUGUCCCUCAGCUCCCGGACAAACCUUCAGUACCGGAGUUUGCCAAGGCCCAGUAAGUCCAACAGCCGGAAUGGGGCUGGGAACAGGUCUAGCACCAGCAGCAUAGAUUCCAACAUCAGCAGCAAGUCUGCAGGCCUGCCAGUGCCCAAACUGAGGGAGCCUUCCAAAACAGCCCUAGGCAGCUCUCUACCAGGCCUGAUCAACCAGACAGAUAAGGAGAAAGGCAUAUCAUCAGACAACGAGAGCGUGGCUUCCUGUAACUCGGUGAAAGUGAACCCAGCAGCCCAGCCUAUGUCCAGUCCAGCUCAGGCCACUCUCCAGCCUGGAGCCAAGUACCCAGAUGUGGCCUCUCCCACACUCCGCAGACUCUUUGGUGGGAAGCCUGCCAAGCAAGUGCCCAUCGCCACAGCUGAAAACAUGAAAACUUCGGUGGUCAUCUCCAAUCCUCAUGCCACCAUGACUCAGCAAGGUAAUCUAGACUCCCCGUCAGGCAGUGGCGUCCUGAGCAGUGGGAGCAGCAGUCCUCUCUACAGCAAGAAUGUGGACCUCAACCAGUCUCCACUAGCCUCCAGCCCCAGCUCAGCCCACUCGGGCCCUUCCAACAGCCUCACCUGGGGCACCAACGCCAGCAGCUCCUCCGCAGUUAGCAAGGAUGGCCUGGGCUUCCAGUCUGUCAGCAGCCUCCACACCAGCUGUGAGUCCAUCGACAUCUCCCUCAGCAGUGGAGGGGGCCCCAGCCACAAUUCUUCCAUUGGCCUCAUCGCCUCCUCCAAGGACGACUCCCUGACUCCCUUUGUCAGAACAAACAGUGUGAAGACCACACUGUCAGAAAGCCCUCUCUCUUCCCCUGCUGCUAGCCCUAAGUUCUGCAGAAGUACUCUGCCCAGGAAACAGGACAGUGACCCGCACCUUGAUAGGAACACUUUGCCUAAGAAAGGACUCAGGUAUACUCCCACCUCUCAGCUUCGCACGCAAGAAGAUGCAAAAGAAUGGUUACGGUCCCACUCUGCAGGAGGCCUGCAGGACACCGCUGCCAAUUCCCCCUUUUCCUCUGGCUCCAGCGUGACUUCUCCCUCUGGAACAAGAUUCAACUUUUCCCAGCUUGCGAGUCCCACUACUGUCACCCAGAUGAGCUUGUCCAACCCGACCAUGCUGAGGACCCACAGCCUCUCCAAUGCCGAUGGGCAGUAUGAUCCAUACACUGACAGCCGCUUCCGGAACAGCUCCAUGUCUCUGGAUGAGAAGAGCAGAACUAUGAGCCGUUCAGGCUCAUUCCGGGAUGGGUUUGAAGAAGAAUCAUGGGAGAAAAGUUCUGUAGACAACUUUGUCAGCCGCCUUCAUAGCUCACUUCAUUUCUCUCUCCCUUUGUUCCAUCACCCAAGGUAUAAAUUAGUUCAUGGAUCCUCACUCUCCUUGGUUUCCAGCACAUCGUCAAUUUAUUCUACGCCAGAAGAAAAAUGCCAGUCAGAGAUUCGCAAACUGCGGCGGGAACUGGAUGCCUCCCAGGAGAAGGUUUCAGCUUUGACCACCCAGCUGACAGCAAAUGCUCACCUUGUGGCAGCCUUUGAACAGAGCCUUGGUAACAUGACAAUCAGGCUCCAGAGUCUGACAAUGACAGCUGAGCAGAAGGAUUCAGAACUGAAUGAGUUAAGAAAAACCAUUGAGCUACUAAAGAAACAGAAUGCAGCUGCCCAGGCUGCCAUUAAUGGAGUAAUUAACACACCUGAGCUCAACUGCAAAGGAAACGGCACUGCCCAGUCUGCAGACCUCCGCAUCCGCAGGCAGCACUCCUCAGACAGCGUCUCCAGCAUCAACAGUGCCACCAGCCACUCCAGCGUGGGCAGCAACAUAGAGAGUGACUCAAAGAAGAAGAAGAGGAAGAACUGGGUCAAUGAGUUACGCAGCUCCUUCAAGCAAGCUUUCGGGAAGAAGAAGUCCCCCAAAUCUGCGUCCUCUCAUUCAGACAUUGAGGAGAUGACGGAUUCUUCUUUGCCUUCCUCACCAAAGUUACCACACAACGGGUCCACAGGUUCCACCCCACUGCUGAGGAAUUCCCACUCCAACUCUCUGAUUUCAGAAUGCAUGGAUAGUGAAGCUGAGACCGUCAUGCAGCUCCGAAAUGAGUUGAGAGACAAGGAGAUGAAGCUGACGGACAUCCGCUUAGAAGCUCUCAGUUCUGCCCACCAGCUGGACCAGCUCCGGGAGGCCAUGAACAGGAUGCAGAGUGAAAUAGAGAAGCUGAAAGCUGAGAAUGACCGGCUGAAGUCAGAGUCUCAAGGCAGUGGCUGCAGCCGGGCUCCUUCCCAAGUGUCCAUCUCUGCCUCUCCGAGGCAGUCCAUGGGCCUCUCCCAGCACAGCUUGAACCUCACUGAGUCAACCAGCCUGGACAUGUUGCUGGAUGACACUGGUGAAUGCUCGGCUCGGAAGGAAGGAGGCAGGCAUGUUAAGAUAGUUGUCAGCUUUCAGGAGGAAAUGAAGUGGAAGGAGGAUUCCAGACCACACCUCUUUCUUAUUGGCUGCAUUGGAGUUAGUGGCAAGACGAAGUGGGAUGUGCUCGAUGGGGUGGUUAGACGGCUGUUCAAAGAAUACAUUAUUCAUGUCGACCCAGUGAGUCAGCUAGGGCUGAAUUCAGACAGUGUUCUUGGCUACAGCAUUGGAGAAAUCAAGCGUAGCAACACUUCCGAAACACCGGAGCUGCUUCCUUGUGGCUAUCUGGUUGGAGAGAACACAACCAUCACGGUGACUGUCAAAGGGCUUGCAGAAAACAGCCUGGACUCACUGGUGUUUGAGUCCUUGAUCCCCAAGCCCAUCCUGCAGCGCUACGUCUCCCUGCUGAUGGAGCACCGUCGAAUCAUUCUCUCUGGCCCCAGCGGCACUGGGAAAACCUACCUGGCCAACCGGCUGUCUGAGUAUAUGGUGCUUCGAGAGGGACGGGAGUUGACGGACGGGGUUAUCGCCACUUUUAACGUGGACCAUAAGUCCAGCAAGGAAUUGCGCCAGUACCUGUCCAACCUUGCUGACCAGUGCAACAGUGAGAACAACGCUGUGGACAUGCCCCUCGUCAUCAUCCUGGACAACCUACAUCAUGUGAGCUCUCUGGGCGAGAUCUUCAAUGGGCUGCUCAACUGCAAGUACCACAAAUGCCCUUACAUAAUCGGCACAAUGAACCAGGCUACCUCUUCGACUCCCAACCUGCAGCUUCAUCAUAACUUCAGAUGGGUGCUUUGUGCCAACCACACGGAGCCUGUGAAGGGUUUCCUUGGCCGGUUCCUGAGGAGGAAGCUCAUGGAAACAGAGAUCAGUGGGCGGGUGCGGAAUAUGGAGCUGGUAAAAAUCAUCGACUGGAUUCCCAAGGUCUGGCAUCACCUCAACCGCUUCCUGGAGGCUCACAGCUCCUCAGACGUCACCAUCGGCCCCCGACUCUUCCUGUCAUGCCCCAUCGAUGUGGACGGCUCGAGAGUGUGGUUCACCGACUUGUGGAACUACUCCAUCAUCCCCUAUCUCCUGGAAGCCGUCAGAGAAGGACUCCAGCUCUAUGGAAGGCGUGCCCCCUGGGAGGAUCCUGCCAAGUGGGUGAUGGACACAUAUCCAUGGGCAGCCAGCCCACAACAGCAUGAGUGGCCUCCCCUGCUGCAGUUACGGCCUGAGGAUGUCGGCUUCGACGGCUACUCCAUGCCUCGGGAGGGAUCGACAAGCAAGCAGGUGCCCCCCAGUGAUGCUGAAGGUGACCCGCUGAUGAACAUGCUGAUGAGGCUUCAGGAGGCAGCCAACUACUCCAGCCCCCAGAGCUAUGACAGCGACUCCAACAGCAACAGCCAUCACGAUGACAUCUUGGACUCCUCUUUGGAGUCCACUCUGUGACAGGGGCCCGGCUGUGGAGCCCAGCGCCCUCCUCUUCUCCUCGCCCCAUUCCACCUGCAUCCCCCACAUCAUCCUGAAAAUGACUUCCUGAGCCAGCCCCCAGCCGCAGCCUUAGAGCUGCGGGAACACCAAGACCCGUCGUCCUUCAGCCUCGACCUGGGUGCAGGCAUCCCAGGUCAGCUGCCCACGGACCGCUUCCUUCUACAGCGAGAACUGCACUACCUUCUGUUGUACUUUAAUUAUUGUUUUGCCUUGUUGCUGUGACCUCCCUAAGACACUGAAGAUACUUCUCGGGAAAGGAUUGUCGCCGUUGAAAUGAAAAGAGAAAAAAAAAAAAGAAUAGAACCCACAUGAAGCUCUGAAACCAAACAGCAUCCUGCCCGGAGCUUCCCAGAGACAGAAGAGACUGGAGCAAAGUUGGAAACACAGAGAAGCACCGCCUCCCCUCAGCACAGACCCUCCAGACAGGGUCUCAGAGCCAUGCCACCCGCCCUCCCACGCAGCCGGCCACAGGGAGAACUGGUGCUAACUAGGGUGCUUGCUUUGAUGGCGUUCAACACACUGCAGAGCUCCAACAUGGGAAACCUUAGGAGAAAAUAAACCGUGCUUUCAUGUUUUUUAAAUGGUGCUUUCCUUACCCGAGAGGUAUUUUGCCUAUUCCAGUCCAACCUCCCCCAUUCAGGUCCAUCAGCCUCUGAUUAAUCUGUGAGAGUGAGUGAAGGAGAAAGAAUGUGAGCGAGUAGAUGUUCGACACAGAACAGCAUGUGUCUGUUUCCUUCUGAUAUAUGAAUGAAUCAGGUUUUUUUUUUCUGCAAACACUGUGUAUAGUGAGACUUGUUCUACUUUGGAGAACUGAUUACCUUUUGAAAAUGAGGUUGAGUUUCUCCCUUUCUGAUGCAUUGAUUUUUUUGAAGAUUUUUUUUCUCCUUCCCCUCUUGGUCAGAAUCAAUCCUUUGGUGAGAGUAAGAACCACAGGAGCUGAGUUUUGGUUUGGUCCUGCUCAGUUUUGGUUUUUAGUUGUCCAUCCUCACAGUCCUAAACCCUUGCCGCCUCCUGCUAGGGCUGGGGGCAUCUGUGCCCUUUAAAAUGGAUGAGGACCUGGUCCUCGACAUGUGGGUGAGCCAUGGACCUUGUCUUCCCUUCUCGUCCUUGAGGGUUUAGAACACACACCUACACCUCAAGCGUCCCCGCCCCAGCUUCCAGUGGGGUGAUGAGGUCACCCUGCAAAAAACUUGCACUUUCCUCAGAACCAACAUGACGCAGCUCCACAAGGGUGAGAGGGGUCACCCCUCCCAGAAGCCCCGUCUGGAUGAGCCUUGCCUGACCUCUUCGGUGCUGACCUUCCCAAAGUGAUGCCUUACUGGUUUUGUACUAACUGUGUUCAUUUUACAUAAGUGUCGUGCCUGCCUGGGGUUUGUUUUUUGUUGUUGUUGUUUUCCCCACUGAAGCAAACAGGGCUAAAAAGUCAUCUAUUCAUUAGGAGAACUCAAGUUGCUGUGACUUUUCUCAUCCAAAAGACUCAUUUGUGUGGAUGCGUGACCAUGGGAAAAAGAAAAAAAAAAAAGAUCCUUUUUUUUUUUAGGUUCUUAUAAGUCUCCAGCUGACAACCUGACUGGACAGUGAUCUGUCUCGUGCAGGAGAAGGCAAAGUUUCUACAAGCCUACGUGACCUUGCUGAUACUUGCUCCAAUAGAAACCCAGUCUGCUGUGUCUUCAACAUAGUGGUAUUUUCAUUACAAAGUACGGACAAUUUUUGAGUUGUUUGUUUCUGUUUUAUAAAGAGAAUCUUUAUUGGACACCAGUAAGGGUGUCUCUGUUUUAAUGAUCAGGGUUUUUAUUCCAUCUUUUGCAUUUCUAUUUCUGAAGGCUUGUCUCUUGGCAUCUUUUCUUAGUUUCUUACCAUAAGAGUUCGACCCAAAACUGCUCACUUCACAUUGGGUGACACCAUGUUCUUCCUCUUUGAAAAGAAAAGGGGAAUGUGUCCCACUAACUGAUGAAAGGAAAACCUUUCAACACUAUCCCUGCUUUAAUCUCAGCAAACUCAGGCUAUUCUGCUUAGCCCUCAUCAGUCAUCUGGGUGUGAGUGUGUCUUGUUCUCUUUUUGUUCUUAAUAAGACUUUCAAACCAUAUAUUUAGCCUGUGACCAGGGGGCCAAACCCUGAGACUUCUGGUAACCCUGAAGGGUGGCCCUCCUCAGACCAUUUAUCUCCCAGCAAUGACGCUAUAUUCUCAUACUGUGAAUUUAGGAGGAGGUCAAGUUGACGUCUCCUCGUGGGCAGUUUUCCAAUCACCUUGUGAGUAGACACCUGCCAAUAUUGUUUGGAACCUUUUUAAUAUGACAUCCUCUCUUGUCGUUCAUUCUUUUCUCCCCUGUCCCACAGACUUCCCUCCCACUGGGUCCAGGUUCAGAUCCAAGAUUUCUGUACCUGGUGCUGCCUGAUUGGUGAACAUUGACUUCAAGUAGCAUAGCCCUUGUGUGAUUCACAACUCCGUGUCCUUCCUAAAGCUUCGGGAAGCAGGGUUGUCUAAUAUGCACAUUUCUUAUUUUGGUCAUAUUUUUACUUUAGUGUCACUCACCUUGGAUAAAGUGACUUUGUACUCAUUUAGGGCUCUAUCGGAAAUGCUUCCAUUUUGCCUUUUUCUACAGUUAGGCCAAUUUUGAAAUGUAUAAAUUCUAUGCAACAUUUAUGUUGAGUUACCAAUGGAAGCCAAACGCUCUCUUCCCAAACUGCCAAGAAUGAUACAGGCCAUACAUGAGAUGGGAAUACGUUUUAAGAUUCGUUGGGGGUGGGGUGGGAGUGGGACAGGAACAAGACUUGCCUAGACCUUCGUUGUAUCUUGGGGACUUUUACUUUGUUGUUUGAUGCUUACACUUCAAAAUUCUCUGUAUUCAAAUUUGAUUGUGACGAAUCUACUUCAAAAAGGAAAGAUAAUCCAACUUUGUGGAUACUGAAUGGAAGGUUUGCUGUUUUGAUCUAGUUUCCAGUGGAGCAAUUUAUGAAAUAUGUUCUAUAAGAUGUACAUUUUUUCAUUGUAACAUAGAAAUUGUAAAUAAUUGAUUAAAGUGCUGCAUUUUGAUGAAUUUUUUCUAGCCAUUUUUAAAGAGAAAACUAGUAACUGAGUAUUUUGUGUACGGUAUGUUUCCAUCCUCCCUCCCCGCCUUCCUCCCCUCCUCUCUCGCUCUCUCCCUUCCUAUUUAAUUUUCAUUUGUCAUGAGGUUUUUGGAUUUGCCAAUGAUCCACCGGACAUCAUGCCCCAUGUCAUAGAGAAUAAAGCUGAUGAUUGUACCAGUCUUAAAUUAUUCAUGAUUCAAUAAAAUUGAUGCUUAUUUAUUCAGA